AUGGAUCACAGUAAAAUGAAUCAUGCCAUGAUGGAUCAUGGUGAUAUGCCUCAAGGAGACCACGAAUCCAGCUGUUCAAUGAACAUGCUAUUUACAUGGUCUUAUAAAGAUACUUGUGUGGUGUUCAAUUGGUGGCAUAUCAGAACAAGACUUCAAUUCAUCAUUAGUUGUCUUAUCGUUGUUGGUUUAGCGACAUACUACGAAUACCUCAAGUUUAGAUUUGUUAAAUAUGCCUCUGAGACUACAGCUUCAAAUCGUGUCUCUACCACCACGAAUGGUAGUGGUGUAAGUCAAAUUGCACGUCGUGAAAAAUUCUAUAGAACCAUCCAUUACGGGAUCCAAGUCGGGUUCUCGUUCAUGUUGAUGCUAGUGUUCAUGACUUAUAACGGUUGGUUGAUGCUGGCGGUAGUCGUAGGUGCUGCAUUGGGAUACUAUAGAUGGAAUGACUCUCUGGUGUCUUUGCCAAUGGAACAACGAUCAUUAGCUUGCCAUUAA
This is a messenger RNA of Maudiozyma barnettii, 495 nucleotides long. RefSeq names its product low-affinity Cu transporter (gene CTR2). Gene Ontology annotation, molecular function: copper ion transmembrane transporter activity. Gene Ontology annotation, biological process: copper ion transmembrane transport. The record is from RefSeq and is a predicted model, not a curated record. Gene Ontology annotation, cellular component: membrane. NCBI's taxonomy places the organism in Eukaryota, Fungi, Ascomycota, Saccharomycetes, Saccharomycetales, Saccharomycetaceae. The transcript has a single exon. The coding region runs from base 1 to 495 and encodes 164 amino acids.